Blastomyces gilchristii SLH14081 is the source of this 2412-nucleotide messenger RNA. RefSeq lists its product as uncharacterized. The transcript has a single exon. The record is from RefSeq and is a predicted model, not a curated record. Lineage: Eukaryota; Fungi; Ascomycota; Eurotiomycetes; Onygenales; Ajellomycetaceae. The coding region runs from base 847 to 1320 and encodes 157 amino acids.
ACGUGAAGCAAGAGCCAUGGCGCAAAAAGAAAUAUUCUUCUUGGCUCAUGGUAAAUUCAUGUCGUGUGCUUAUCCUCUCCCCUUUCAUAUGCACUUGUUUCCUCAUCGUGUUUUUUUUACUUCUCUCUUCUGUUUUCAGCAAACACACACACACACACCUCACUCUCUCUCUGUGUGUGCUGGAGAGGAAACCUUUUAAGAAUCAGUUAGCUAUUGAGAGCAGCUCUUCAAGUGUCUCCCAGCUUGCCUAGGUGUUCUCGCACUUGCUCUGGUCACCAGCUUAACGACUCACACGACUGAAGCAAAGAACCUCGGGAACAGGAACACGGAAAUAAUAAUGGAAAGAAAAGCUAUUCAUCCCCAUAAUAAGGGAGAAAGAAAGUAAAAAGCCUUCAAGAGCUUUUUCCUUCCACUAUUGCUUGGCCAGGGGCUAGGCUGACUAACAGUUGCUUUUGUUGCCACGGCUCGUCCUCUCAUCAUCAUAUCUGCCUGCCGUAUAUGCAACCCCCCAGGGCUGGGUUGGGGUUGAAGCUUCGGGAGUGCUAUGAUGAUUAGAGAAUCCGUUCAUCUGCACUGCUGGUGGUUCUCCAGCGGACCCGGAACCAACAAAAACACCCAGAGUUUUUGAACCAUUGGUUCAUCUGUAGGAUAUUGAAGAGACUUGUAAGAUCUAAGUUGUAAGAGAUAAGUUGCAUAAAGGAAGUCGUCCUCCCCUCUUCCCCCCUCCCCCAUUGUCCAAUCUUAUAUUCAGCCAGGUCACCUCCUGUUAUCGUUCCAUCAUACAGUCUGCCAUAAUAGGUUAUCUGGUCCGUCCUCUCGCCGCACACACGAAUCCAAGCACUGCUCAUGUUACGAGAACCUAUUAGGACAUACCAUACCACGGACCACGGGGAAGAAAUAAAUGAAGAAAUGAAGUUCCCCUUCCCCCUCGCCCUCAGCGCACUUGCCGCACUCGCGCCCCUUGCAUGGGCCACCCCCGCAAUUGCCGCGCACUCAAAAGGGUUAGAACAACCACCCUACCGCACGGGACUCUCCGAUCUGGACCCGCAGGUGCAAUUCUGCGCGAGCUAUUUCCUCUGCAAGACUGAUGAAGAGUGUUCGAAGCUGGAAGAUUGCAGGGUAAAAGCCCAUUAUGACCCGACCAGAAUCUUUUGUGGGUACCUUUUCUAUUACUAUCAAUGUGUUGUACGCGGAUCUCCAGAUCCUUAUGCCAGCACGAGGUUUGAUAAGGCAGCUGCUGGGCUGUCUGCUCCUACUUCUACUGCUGUUGCUGCUGCUUCUGCUCAUAAUUUUGCUCCUACUGCUGCUUCUCAAAUGUGAAUAAUGAUGAUGGUGAUGGUGAUGAUGAUGAUUUGAAUCUGUUUGAUGUUUCUUCUUUUUCUCUAUAUCCUUGAAGACAUCAACUGUGUAUGGCACUUGUUUUAGCUCUUGCUAUUUUUGUUAGAAGUUUUCAUAUUAUCACAAAGUUUCAAUCUGUCUACUCGGGGCCUCUCAAUGUGUUUUGAGUUGAUGCAGGCAUACCUAAAUUGGCUCACUAUUCACAUUUGGCCCCCAUGCCUGAGAAAGAAAGUGCUUGCUCUGCUUGGUUUGCAGGAAUAUGAUUAUAUAUCCGCUUGAGAUGGUAUAAUAUAGAUAGAUCUCUUUGAGACAUCUUGAGGAGCUACAAGGUAGGCAGGCAGGCAGACAAAAAAAAAGCGAGUAAAUCUUUCAAUCUUCAACCCCCUUUUACAGGCAGAGGUCUCAGAGAGAAUUGGCAGACAGAGGGCAGAGUGGCAGAGAUCUCUAACUAUUUUCAUAAACUAUGUAUGAGUGUUUCGUCACCGAGACAAGAGAACUUUAACCUCGCUCAUAAUUAGCGCCAUCAUCAUCAUCGUCAUCAUCAUCACCUUCAUCUCUCAGCACAGAUACGCUACAGCGUAGUAUGGGCUAAAAGUGUAAUAGCAGACAGAACAUUGGAAGCAAACCUUGGGAGUUAGGUUACGGUGGGGUGGGGGUGGAGGGAGAGGAGCUAAGCACCGAAUUCAGCCGCUCACCUGCCGCUUGGGGUCCGCCGCCCAACAACGUUUGACAGGCGGAAAUAUUUUUCUAGCUCUGUCUUGUCACACCUGGGAGAGAAACAAUGGAAAUUCAUUAGAGCUCCGAAGGAAGAAGGGGGGAAUAUAUUGGGUGCUAAAUAUAUAGCCAACACACACAGGUAUGGUUAUAAUAGUUGAGAUGAGUAUAUAUAGACAGUAAUCUGCGACAUUGCAGAGUAUAUAAAAAAACAAAGAAAAAGAGAGAAAUUGAUCUAUGUUGAGAUGCAGGUGAGUGUUCAAAAAUACAAUACAAAGCUGUGAAGAACUGCUUUUUUUAGUUAAAAUCUGUUUAUUAAUUAGUGUCUGAGAUUGAUCAGAAUUUCAUAUAUAGAGAGUG